This is a messenger RNA of Aspergillus ibericus CBS 121593, 2357 nucleotides long. RefSeq lists its product as uncharacterized. The coding region runs from base 173 to 2164 and encodes 663 amino acids. The transcript has 2 exons. The record is from RefSeq and is a predicted model, not a curated record. NCBI's taxonomy places the organism in Eukaryota, Fungi, Ascomycota, Eurotiomycetes, Eurotiales, Aspergillaceae.
GUUUUGCUUGGGGGGUGGGGGGAGGUCUGGCUGAUGUGAUAGCUGGGAUAUUCGUCUCGAACUCACGCCGUCGGUCUUUCAGGCCCUCAGUCGUGUCCCGGAUCUGCGGGACCUGCAUGUUCGUCUGCCAACACGUCCCCUGGGGGGCGCGACCGAACCGGUGCUUGGACAGAUGCUGCAGACACCGCAUUUUCACUUUUCCGUGGAUAAUCCGCCCACUCGAGGGUCGAGGGGAGCCGCUGGCCCUGAGGUUCACUUGCUCAAGGAACUCGGGCAGCUCCAACUGCCGUCGACCUUUUCUCUCCUGGCGGAUUUGAAGAGUCUGGCUGUGCUGAAUAUCGAGGAUCUACGGAUCGUGUCGCAGCUCACGCAUUGUAUCUCGCAGUGCGAAUCUACCUUGAAGUCGCUGAAGCUGUCGUUCUCGGACGAUCUCGCCAAGUCAGCGCGCAAGAGAACCCUGGCUAACACCCCAGGGGAUACUCUGCUGGCGAGCAACAUGUACCCGAUGCAUGCUCAGACAGCCAACCAGGCGACGUUCCAGUCCGCGGCACCACCCUCGACCGAUUCUUUUCUCUCCUCGGACCCGGUGAUCCGUCGCGAACGCGCCAUCCAGGAGUCGGUGCUGGCGUACAUCUUCAAACUCAAUGGUCCGACGCUGCGCACUAAGGCGUUGGAAGAUGCUUUGCAGAACGAGCAUCAUCGAUCGCUCGCUACAUCCCCGCCCCUCUCGGAAGAGGUCAAGGAUCGAAGGUUCGUCCGCGCCUUGCGCUCGCUUUCCCGCAUGCUGCCAACCAUGAUGGUCCUCAAUUCGGAACAUACUGGCAUCAUCGGGGCGCUUCAUCGGAUUGACAAGGCCACGACUCAAUACCUGGACGGUCAGUCGAGUAAAGACGCUUCCCAGGUGACUGCGACUGCGACUGCGUCCGGUACGGUCUCGACUCCUGAAUCUCCCCGGCCGAGCAGUAGCAAAUUCGUUUCCUCGGAGAGCAAGAUACGGAAGCAGACGUGUCCGUCGGACGAGAUCGAUAUCGAGCACCCCGAUGUGGUGGACGAGGGCGAGGAUCAAGAGUUCCUCGAAGAAACGCAACGUUCGAUCACCGAGGCCAGUGUUCUAGCUUUCUCGCACCACCCAGCGCCUAGACUCCGCACACCUGACUCCCGAAGCAAAGGAAAGCAGCCCGUCAGGAACCCCCCGGCCGGGCCCGAGAAGCCCACCGACAAGGCCCUCGACCGCUAUGUCCGACAGGCCCAUGGCAUCCCCUUGGAAAGCCUGUCGAUUCAUCUCAUUCCGGUGCGUGCGACUGUGAUCGGCCAGGCGAUUAACAUGUUUUCACUCAAACAUCUGUCCCUGCUCAACGUUGGCCCGCAAGGCCCGCUCUGGAUUCUCCUGAAGCGAUGCAACCAGAUGCGUCCUCUCCAGCUGACCUCCAUCCACACGGACAACGUCACGACUGCCUUGUGCACCUUGAUCAGCAGCCUUGAUAAGGUGACCGAGCUGUUCCUAUUCGAACGCAGCAGCCAGGCCAAGGUAGAGUCGUUGGCCGAAAAGACCACAGUGGACAUGAUCACCAUUCGCAAGGACAUCCUGAGCAAACACAUGCAACACCUAGAGCGACUAGUUCUGCGCAACGACGAGGGAUCCAGCUGGGUGGCCGAUGCGCGGACCAUCCGACUCAUCUCGCAGGUCGGCCGCAACCUACUCGAGCUGGGCGUCGGUGUCAACAACUACCAGCACUACCUCGUCGAGCAAAUCGGCGGCCUAUCCUCCCUCACGGCCCUGCAAAUCUUCUGGUACCGCGCCGACAUGUGCACCACCAUGCUGCGCGAGGUCCAGUACACGCUGAUCGACAGCAUCCUGCACUUUCCCCACCUUCGCCUCGAAUACGUCGCCCUGUGCUUCAACCAGCACGGGCCGAUCGCCAACGCCGCCAUCCAGAUCAAAAGCCGCAUCAAGCAUCUGGCCAAGGCGGCCCGCGGUGAGACUAAACCGGCCCACGAGACGAGUGCAUAUGUCCCCCUUGAUGCCUCAUUCCCGGUUGAGGAUAAAGAUGGGGAUCCGGCGUUUCUGUUUGGAUUCGAAUGGAACACGCGGGCGUUGUUGCGCAUUGAAGAUAUUCGGGGAGUGAAGAUGUGGGAGAAGGGGACUUGGGAGGUGAAGCUGUAGCUGCCCCGAUCAAGCUGAUCGGGCCAGCUGUGCUUGUCCCGGUUCUCCCACGAAGCAGCGAUACUGUGUUGAGAAAGAAAGAAGAUGGAUAGAGUUGAAGAUGUCACACGCACGCCCAGCGCAGCGACAGCAACAAUUGUAUUUAAUACUGCCUAAACCAGUGAACCAACAAAAAAUUCAUCACUCAUUCACU